ACCUUCAUUGCUGAUAUUAUCACCACGUUUGAUUAGUCCCGUUUCCAAGGUAACAAGUGAAAAACAAUAAUUAUUUUUGAUUAUUUCCAUAUGGUUUCUAUUUUAUUGCAUCGAAAAAAUACACGUGUUAAAUAUAUUACUUGUGAUCAUGAGUUUUAACGUAGAUGAUCCGCUUGCUGGGAUUUUAAGUGAUGGGAGUGAUGAUAGUUUUUUUGAUGACGAUAUACUAGGUAAAAAGAAACCAGUUAAAAAGAACAUCACUGCAGUAGAAAAAAAAAGUGCUUUAUUUGAUUUAGAUGACACUACCAAGCCUAAACAUAGUGACAUCGUACCAAAGAAAAAGACUGAAGUUUCUGAGAAUGUCAAGGUUUCUACGAAAACAGAGUUUUCUGAGAAAAAUAAACCCGACAACCAGCAGCUAAAGCCUUCAACUUCAUUUAAAUUGUCAGCUAACACUGAAUUAAAGAGAAGCGAUUUGUCCAUUUCGAAAGACUUGUAUGAAGUUAAAGAUACAAAAAAAUCUCCCGUUAAAUCUAAAAUUGGGACAAGUAAUGAGAAAAUUGAUAUUUUAGAUGAUAUCCUUGGAUCGACAAAAACUAACACAGAACAAACAGACAAACGAAAGGGAUCACAAUCUAUAUUAGAUGAUAUUUUAGGGAAGCCUUCAAAAGAACCUAGUCAAGUCACAAAACCUGCGUCUUUAAAAACCCAACAAUAUAACUUAGAUAACAUUUUAAGUAAAAAUGAUUCCAAGGAAACAUUAUCUUCAAAGAAACAAAGCAAACAACCUUUACCAGUAUCUUCAAAUGAAAACGUCCAAAAGAAAACAAAAGCAAGUGAAGAUUGGCUGGGUUUAUUUCAGGAGGAAAAUGAGGAAACGGAAAUGGAUAAUCCUGAUAUGCCUUCAUGGUUAGGUGGUAGCAGUAAUGUAAAGAAGACAACAAUGGAAAAACGCAAUAAAACGGAACCCAAAAAAGAUGUGGACAAAGAGCCUGAUGUAAAUAAGCCUGCAACAAACCAGAAUAAGGAAUCGAUUGGGCUAAAAGAACCGUCAGAUUCCGAUACAUUAAAUGUUAAUGGUAAUUUAGAAAAAACUGCGAUCACAUUUCCUAACAUAGAGGUGCAAAAUGAGAAUGACGUCGCGUCGCAGAGCGCAGCGGUGUUUUUGCAGCAGCAGGAGGCACAGUUAAUGGUGGCGCUGCAAUUGAAAGCACAAGAUGAAAAACUUGCCGCAAUGCAACUUAAGCAGAAGGAGGCACAGCGAGUGCACCGCGAGGCCGCCGCGGCGCAACACACGCAGCUGGAUGCCAUGCUGCAGAAACAAGCCGACCAUAGACUACAGAUGCAAGCUAUUAUAAAUGCACACCAAGAUCGAAUUGCACAACGAAUAAAGGCCCUUUUAGACUCCAAUGAAACAGAACAAGAUGGCGAUAUGAUCGGUGACGGUUAUGAAAAUGUUUCAAAGGAAAAUAGUGAAAGUCCACGCAGCAAAGAAAAGAAACAAUUAUUGCAACUAAUACAGUCACUACAAGAUAAUCACGACAAAGAAGUAGACUUAAUGGAAACGUCUUACAGGAAACAGCUGGCUUUUUUAGAAUUCUCACUUAGUCAAACGGAAGAAAGGAUGAAAGAAGAAAGUGAGAAAGUGGUGAACUUUUACACGGAGAAGAUAAACUGGCUGGAGGAGCAUCACGGACUGUAUAAGAAGUGGACAGAAGAGAACAUGGCAUCAAUUAUUGGACGACAUAAUGAUGAAAAAGAGAUGUUGAGGCAACAGCACAUUGAGAAUGUGAAAGUACUGCAAGAACAUCACACUGCUUUGAUGGAGAAUAUUAAAAACGCUGUAAAACAGGAACAAGUUUUAAUGCGAGACUCGGCGGGAUUCUCAACUGAUAUACAAGAACUGUUGGCAGAUUUUAGAGAUAAUAAAAUAAAAUGUGACCAGUUAGUUGACAAAGUGUCAACGUUAACUGACAAAACACAAACUGAGGUAGAAAGAAGUCUUCAAGUUAGAGAAACACAAAUAAAUGAUAUGAUACAACAAUUGAAGAAGGAGAGAGAAUACUUUGAGAAGGAGAAGAGUGAAACCAAAGAUAUGAUCCAUACGCUGGAAGUGAGGAUAAAGCAAAUGACUGCGACGAUCGAAGAAGAUACAGCAAUAUUGAAACAGAAGAAAAUGGAAUUUGAAUUCGAAAAAGCUACUUUUAGUAAACAAACAGAAUUUGCUAAAAACGUACUGAAGAAACAGGACGAAGAAGUAAAGAUGUUAAAGGAGGAAAUUCAAAAAGAACACAAUGAUAAAAUUUCGAGAAUAGAAGAAGAAAAAUCAAAACUACUUAAAGACAGUUCUCUUGUAGCGAAAGAAAAAGCAACUGUACAGAGUUUAAGAAUGGAGUUAGAGAAGACAAAGGCCGAGCUUGAAGCGCAGAUGGAAAAAAUGUCUGAGGAGAGGUGCAAACUUGCGAGAGAAAAGCAAGACUUACAUAUGGAGGAGCAACGAAUACUGGCAAAGGGUAAGGAUUUCGAUGUACUCUCGAAAGCAGCGUUAGAGAAACAAUCACAGGCCGAGAAAAAGUAUUCGGAAGCCGAAAAGCAACAGAGAAUCUUUGAAGAAAGGAUGCACAAACUGCAAGAACAUUUAGUAUCUCUAAAUUCAAGAGAAAAGCAGAUAGCUAAAGAAAAGAUCGCAUUAUCCCGUGAAAGGAUAAAUCUUCACAACGAUUGGAAGCAAAUGGAGGGUAGACAGCAAUGUUCUCUAUGUCGUUCUAUUCCGAGAACACCGCAAUAUAACUUCGAUGCAGCGUUUUCUAGAAGUUACGAUGCGCCCGCGUCUAGAGAUUACGGAGAAGCGAAUAUGAGCCAUGCGUUUAGCGCAAUAGAGCAGGAAAUGGCUCAUCUCAUGGGAAGGUCGUUCGCUUUGAAACAUGACAGUGUAAUUGAACAAAGGCCGGAUGUAAGGGAGCAUGUUGAUAGUCAUACAGAUACUGUGCCAUCUGAGGCUGGAGCUUUUAAGGAUUACAUGGAUCCAAAGUUUAUGAUGUUACGUCUAGACGUACAGAAGGUGAUACACAAUUUAGGUGGCAAAGGUACAACGAAUAAUUAAAUUUGUAAGGAUUUUGUAAAAUAAAAGACUGAAUUUUAAAAGUAUUAUACUCAUUCAUUUAAUUCACAUUCGACGUUUGUUAGGAUUAAUAUUGACCGCAGUCGCGUCGACGUAACGGAAAUGCUAAAUUGUGAAUACAUGCUAACUUACUUCAUAAAUAUUUCGACGUAAAAAAUAUUACACAAUCUCUUUUAUAUUAAUAAAAUUAUUUAAAAGGUACUAUAACAUACGCAUCUAGAUUUCGUUCAUUAUACCUUGACAUGUGAUGUAAAAAAGAAAAUAAAAAUGUUCUAUGGACGUCAAAUGUUUUGACAAUGACAUCGGCUGUCAAAAUUAAUUUGCCACUAUAGAUUAAAAAAUAAAAUGGUUUACCUAUUUUUGUGGGACUCUAAAUUCUAAAUGUAAUUAAAUGUUUUUUGAUUUACGCAAUAUAUCAAGGUAUAAUGAACAGAUAACAUUAUGAGAUAUUCAACAUAACUUUUGAAUAUACGAUAUAAUGGCUUCAUAUAAAUUAUUAUUAUCAUUUACAAUAUAUUAAAAUAGCAAUCUUAUCUAAAGGACCCCCAGGCAUACGCUCCCAGUCUUUUAUUAAAAUUGCUUUAAGUAGCUAUAAAAGUUUAUGGACGGCCUGGCCUUAUAAUACAUUUAUUUAUAUUUUUAAUUUGUUCAGAUCUUGUAUAUAUUUCAUAUUCCAUGACAGAUUGAUAUUGCACAGUUUAAAAAGUCUAUGUAAUUUUUUUAAUAUAAAUAGGGGGCAACAUACAUAUUUUGUUUAAGUUUAAAAACUCAUAUGGUCAAAAUGCCCAUAAAAAUAUUUUAUGAAAGAAAAUAGGGCUUUAGCAAUUGCUAUUACUAUGAAAAAAUUUAGUACACAAUUUCAUCUGCCAAUUACUAUACAAUCUCUUUAACAGCCAAAUAUUUUUAAACAUAUAAAAUUUGAGAUAAUGAGGAACAGAAUUAAUAUUUAUUGUGUCUAUACAAACAAUAUACUUAAAACAAUAUUUACAUUUGGUUCUAUUGUAAAUGUUUUUAUCUAUCUGUUGCCUUUAUUCUGGUUAGGCACUUAGUAAUUAUAUACUUUAUUAUAUAUUAUUUUAUUGAAUACAAUGCUGGAUUCUAUUUACAUUUAAAAAUGACGAAUUAACCAAAUUUGUAACUAUUAAAUUGGAAUAAAUUGAAUUCAAUUAUACAGAAUUAAAAAAAAAA
Molecule: messenger RNA, 4309 nt
Organism: Papilio polytes (common Mormon)
Lineage: Eukaryota; Metazoa; Arthropoda; Insecta; Lepidoptera; Papilionidae
Product: fas-binding factor 1 homolog
Exons: 11
Coding region: 149-3103 (984 amino acids)
Biological process (GO): establishment of epithelial cell polarity; cilium assembly
Cellular component (GO): ciliary basal body; ciliary transition fiber; centriole
Source: RefSeq, a predicted model, not a curated record